CAUGGCCAGAAUGCUCUACUGCUGGCUGCCCGUUUUCUGCCAGUUGUCGGGCCUGCAGGCGCUCAGCCUGGACGCCUUGGCCAGGCAGAGCAGCAUCUACUACCAGCGAGUGCAAACGGAGCUGAGCUUGGACCAGGUGGCGCAGCUCUCCACUGUGGAGUCGCUCAAGUUGAUUGUGCACGGGUUUCUAGGCUCUCGCACACACAGCUCCAUCCAGCCGCUGCGCAAUGCCUACCAGGCGCAGGGCUUUGAGCACCUUCUCAUAGCCGAUUGGUCGCCCGCUGCCAACCUGGACUAUCCUAGCUCGCGUAGGGCCGUGGCCAAGGUCGCCGUCGUGCUGGCCCAGCAGCUGGAGCAGUUUCUGGUCCGGCACAAUGUCUCCAGCGAGACAGUGCACAUCAUUGGCCAUAGCCUGGGCGCUCACAUCGCCGGGCGCAUGGGUCGCUACUUCAAUGGCACCGUGGGCCGUGUGACGGGCCUCGAUCCUGCUCUGCCGCUCUUCACGCCGCGCUCCGAGGACAGCCUGAAGGCGAAUGCUGCUCAGUUCGUAGACGUCAUACAUACUGAUUAUCCGCUCUUUGGCGAUCUCACGCCGCGUGGCCAUGCCGAUUUCUAUGUCAACUUUGGCCGCGCCCCACAGCCGGGCUGCGAGGAGGUGGAUCUGCUGGCGGCGAGUAAGCUCCUGCUCGAGGCUUAUAGCUGUAGUCACAAUCGGGCUGUGCUCUUCUAUGCUGAGUCCAUUGGGCUGCCCAAGAAUUUUCCGACUAUUCCCUGCAGCUGGAAGGUGAUCAGAGGCAGCAGCAGCUGCUUGGAUCAUUUGUCAGAGUUUCAUUUGAACAAUGCGUCGCUCGUGGAGGCAAUUGUCAAUAUGGAUGAUGGGCAGGUGGUUUACAUGGGCGAGCAGGUGACGCACAGCGCCACCUCACAUUACUACUUGGAAACGAAUGCAGCGCCACCUUUUGGCCAGGGUGUGAAUGCUAAGUUUGACUAAGGCGGGGCAAGUUAUGCGGAACAACAUAGCUUAGUAGUAAGUGAACUACAGAUGGCGCAGGCAUAGCAGACAGCUUUUGCUUGACUGUGCAUGUUACAGCUGCAAGUGCUAAAAGCUAAUUGCACUAAAAUUUGAGGAGAUUUGAAAGAAUUUGUUAAGAGGUGAGAAGGACGGAAAUGGGGCCUAAGGAAUAUUUAUUACAAUUUUAUAAUUAAUAAUAGAG
Molecule: messenger RNA, 1214 nt
Organism: Drosophila hydei
Lineage: Eukaryota; Metazoa; Arthropoda; Insecta; Diptera; Drosophilidae
Product: lipase member H
Exons: 4
Coding region: 2-991 (329 amino acids)
Biological process (GO): lipid metabolic process
Molecular function (GO): lipase activity
Source: RefSeq, a predicted model, not a curated record